AUGAGGCAAAGCUUUUGCCUCCGUUUCAAAAAAAAAAACAUCCUAGCUUUCGGAGAAUCAAGAGAGACAGAACUCAUGGAGCGCGCGUCGGUGGCCGUUUUGAGCAACGUUGUGCAGCUGGUUGGGCAGGAGUUCCGCCAGCUCCGCGCCGUCCGCGGCGAGGUCACUGAGCUGAGGGACGAGCUGGCCACGAUGAACACCCUCCUGCGCAUGCAGUCCGAAGCUGAUGCAAGUGGCUUGAGCCACUUCGUCCGGGAGUGGAUGAAGCAACUCCGGGAGCUCGCCUACGACGCCGAGGACUGCAUCGACCUCUACCUGUUUCGCAUCAGGUGCCAGCAGGGCGACGGCUUCCUCGUCUGGUCCAAACGCCUGCUUGCUACGCUUUUCCCUCGCCAUCGCCUCGCCGGCGAGAUCACGGCCCUCCGCAUCCGUGCUGUUUCCAUCAGCGAGCGCCAUGCUCGUUACGGCGUCAGCAUCGAGCUGCUGGGCCGCACUGCUUCUUCUUCGGAGGCUUUGCAGGCAGUGGUGGCGUCAGCACGUGCGCCACGCCCUCACAACGACCCCAACCAGUUCGUCGGCAUCAAGGCCCAGGCUGAGAACCUGGGCAAGAAGGUGGUGAAGGCGGCUGUCUGUGAGAGUGACAAAGAGCUCAAGGUGUUCUCUAUCGUGGGCUUUGGAGGCCUCGGGAAAACCACGCUGGCCAUGGAGGUCUGCCGGCAGCUGGAGACGGAGUUCAAACGCCAGGCCAAUGUGUCCGUGUCGCAGACCUUCGGCAGCAAGGAUCUCCAGGGCUAA
Messenger RNA from Triticum turgidum subsp. durum (durum wheat), 795 nucleotides. NCBI's taxonomy places the organism in Eukaryota, Viridiplantae, Streptophyta, Magnoliopsida, Poales, Poaceae. The record is from the annotation of a GenBank genome assembly.